Melitaea cinxia (Glanville fritillary) is the source of this 1195-nucleotide messenger RNA. It is a transcript of the gene hibadh, whose product is annotated as probable 3-hydroxyisobutyrate dehydrogenase, mitochondrial. Gene Ontology annotation, cellular component: mitochondrion. Gene Ontology annotation, biological process: L-valine catabolic process. The transcript is spliced from 6 exons. Bases 47 to 1006 code for a protein of 319 amino acids. The record is from RefSeq and is a predicted model, not a curated record. Gene Ontology annotation, molecular function: NAD binding; 3-hydroxyisobutyrate dehydrogenase activity; NADP binding. Lineage: Eukaryota; Metazoa; Arthropoda; Insecta; Lepidoptera; Nymphalidae.
AGCGCUGCGCACACGUCGGCGACGAACGUGUUAUUCAUAGAACAAAAUGGCGGCACGAACGGUCAGUCGAUGUUUUGUUGUGUCCACGAGGUGUUACAGCUCGAAAGCUGACAAAAAUGUCGCCUUCCUCGGCCUUGGAAAUAUGGGAGGUUUUAUGGCGGCAAAUCUAGUUAAGAAGGGCUUCAACGUCCGUGGUUACGAUCCAUCCAAGGAUGCGUUGUCAGCUGCAGCUAAGGAUGGAAUAUCCAGUGCUAACUCAAUAGCCGCGGCUGUCGAUGGCGCAGACGUCGUUGUGUCCAUCCUGCCAAGCAACAAAGUCGUCCUUGACGCGUACCUUGGCAACGAUGGAGUUGUCAAACAUGUGCCUAAAGGUUCACUCCUAAUUGACUCGAGCACAGUGGACCCAAAUGUGCCCAAACAAAUUUUCCCAGUGGCAUCCGAGAAUGGAGUGAAUUUUAUCGACGCUCCUGUAUCCGGAGGUGUUAUGGGCGCCCAGAAUGCUACGCUCGCGUUCAUGGUUGGUGGGCGCAAAGAAGAUUUCGAUAGGUCUUUGCCAAUGCUCAAAGCUAUGGGCGCUAAGCAAUUCCACUGCGGCGAUAGUGGUGCCGGCCAAGUGGCUAAGUUAGCUAACAAUAUGCUCAUGGGUAUCACCGGCAUGGCGACAGCUGAGUGUAUGAACAUGGGUAUUAAGAUGGGUCUUGACCCGAAAGUGCUGUUGGAUGUGCUGAACAAUUCCUCAGCUAGAUCGUGGUCCACUGAGGUGUACUGUCCAGUGCCGGGAUUGGUGCCAACCGCACCAUCCAGCAGGAACUACGAUGGUGGUUUCAAGAAUGAGCUGAUGGUUAAGGAUUUGGAAUUAGCUAGCAGCAUGGCUCUUGGUAUCCGGUCUCCCAUUCCCUUGGGUGCUGUUGCAACUCAGCUGUACCGCAUCGUGCAGUCUCGAGGUUAUGGACAGAAGGACUUCUCUUAUAUUUACCAACUCUUGAAGGAAGAAGCAAAGAAGUAGAAUAAAUUGUACAUUUUUUUUUAGAUUUUUAUUUAUUUACAUGCAAAAAGAUUUGUGGAUGUGUGUGUGGGAAAUUUUCGUUAAAAGAUGUGUGGUUCGUUAUUGUUUUGUAUUUCACAAAAAUAUAAUAAGCAAUAUUAAUCAUUUUGAACAACAAUAAAAGAACAAAAUGAAGACUAAAGCAAUAAA